Cherax quadricarinatus is the source of this 582-nucleotide messenger RNA. The record is from RefSeq and is a predicted model, not a curated record. Lineage: Eukaryota; Metazoa; Arthropoda; Malacostraca; Decapoda; Parastacidae.
AAACUUAGAUAAUUCUGUUUUUCCUCUAGAUUGGGCCCAGAUAAACCUGGAGGACCUCCAACACAAAGCUUAAUGGGUGUUCGAGGUCCAUCAUCACUGCCUCAGUCUCCAGUUCCUGCACGUUUUAAUAGCCCAUGUGUUGACCAACGUAUUUUAGGUACCCCAGUUGGAGGAUAUGUACCCCAAGGAACACCAAAUUAUGGUACCCCUGGCUCCCCUUUGGUCUCUACCUCACAGUCAAUAUACACUGGUUCCAUCUUCACUCCAUCUAGAGAUCAUUCCAGCUUUCUUGCCCAAGAUUCAUUGCAAUUGUCUGCAAGUGAUGCCAUGGAAGACACUUGGGUGACAGUGUUUGGCUUUCCAGCUGCAGCAGCUUCAUAUAUAUUAACUCAGUUUACACAGCUGGGCACCAUCACUGAACAUCACAAUCCUGGAUCGGGAAACUGGAUGCACUUAAAGUACCAGACAAAACUACAGGCCAGAAAAGCCCUGAGUAAGAAUGGAAAGGUCUUCAGUGGCAACAUCAUGGUUGGUGUAGUGCCCUGCAGUGAUAAGGUUGGGUCAUAGUAAUAUGUUACACAC